Molecule: messenger RNA, 2701 nt
Organism: Seriola dumerili (greater amberjack)
Lineage: Eukaryota; Metazoa; Chordata; Actinopteri; Carangiformes; Carangidae
Product: inactive phospholipid phosphatase 7-like
Exons: 2
Coding region: 663-1574 (303 amino acids)
Cellular component (GO): nuclear envelope
Molecular function (GO): sphingosine-1-phosphate phosphatase activity
Source: RefSeq, a predicted model, not a curated record
CACCGCAGAGGCUGAAUCGGGACUGUGCGUAAACUACGUCAAAUCCGUACGGAGGCUUCACUGGCAGCGCCGCCUUGUCUUCACCCUUUGUUGGUGAUUUUUGCCUGACUCUUAACUUCUUCAGCUUUUGCCUGCAUUGCCUUAUAGCUAUAGGACUAGAGUCCCCUCUCCUCGCUGCCAGGAUAUCAGAGGUGUUGUGGAGACUGCAGGGGAGAUUUAGAGUGAUGCUGUGUGGUUCAUAGCUCUUCAUCCCUUCGCCGGGUAAGAUGACAACACCGUGUCUUGCGUAUUUCUUGCACCUUUUUCUACACUGAGCCUGUCUUUCUCAGAGGUACCUGUUAGCUUGGUAGCGCUGUGCCGUAACAAGAUACGCAUGUUGUUAUUAUAUCUCCAUGCUGUAGAUCGGGUUUCUCUGGAUUGGCCGAGGCAAAUGCCAUUCAGUACACUCUCCCUGUCCGCAUGGUAUAAACAGCAUGGCCACCGCACAUUCCAGUGGGUCUAAAUAUAUCUAUUAAGGCCACAGGAGGGGGAGGACUGGUGCAUGGUGGGGGUUUAUCCUGGGACAUUUCACUGCCGUGGUGUACUCGCACCACUUGAAUUAUCUUCCGGAGAUUGACAAUCGGUUAUUGCACCCACAGAGGCGAACUUGGCCCUAUCCAAACAUGCCCUCGAGUUACAAUGUGAGAUCCAGGGCGCGGGAGAGAAACAGUGUCCUGAGCAGACCUGAGUUCAUGUCCUUGAAUCAUCAGCCCCUCCGCGGCGGCAGCGGCAGCAGCAGUGGCAGCGGCGGCGGCGGCGGCGGCGGCGGUGGCCCCUCUGAAAGCCGAGGCAGCGCGAGGCGACCGGGUCAAAACAAGCACCAAACAAGCCAGCAGAGUGAAGAACCUACCGACAGUGGCAGCAAGGACAGGAGAGAGCCCAGCAGAAUGCCAGAGGAAGACUGUAUGCAGCUGAACCCUUCAUUCAAGGGGAUAGCAAUGAAUUCCCUCCUCGCCAUUGACAUCUGUCUGUCCAAGCGCAUGGGGGUGUGCGCCUACACGUCGUCCCCCUGGGGAGGCUGCCGCUCCAUGGUCACCCUGUUAGCGCUCACAGGGCACGGCAUCACGUGGAUCAUUGGCACUAUCCUGUGUCUCACAAGGAGUAACACUCUGGCUGGACAAGAGGUCCUGGUCAACCUGCUGCUUGCGCUCAUCCUUGACGUCAUGACCGUGGCUGGAGUCCAGAGACUGGUGAAGCGCAAAGGACCCUGGGAGAUGACACCGGGAUUCAUGGACUGCGUCGCCAUGGACUUCUACUCCUUCCCUGCCGCUCACGCCAGCCGAGCCGCCAUGGUCUCCAAGUUCCUGCUGUCCCACCUGGUCCUGGCUGUGCCGCUACGCAUCCUGUUGGUGCUGUGGGCCUUUCUGGUGGGCAUGUCACGGGUGCUGCUGGGGAAACACCACCUAACUGAUAUGGUGUGUGGCUUUGCACUGGGCAUGUUCCACUUUAGUUUGAUGGAGACUGUGUGGCUCUCCUCAAGCACCUGCCAGACUCUUAUUUCCAUAAGCACACUCAGCUGGAGCCCCUUUUUCUGAGCUCCUGGUGUAAGGCUAUGCUAGCACACAAGGCUUACUUAAUACAUGAACACAACAAUGUCAAGGACUUAGGUAGGUAGGUAAGUUAUUUUUCCAAGGGUUUUGAAGUUCUUAUUGCAAAAAGAGAAGCAUUAAUAUCUUGAUGCAGAUGCUGGCUUGCAUGUAACACCCAAGACAAGCAGGUCAUAAGACCUUACAAGGCCUUUACAAUGCUUCACAAAUCCUUGUAUCUUCAGUCAGAUCUACUCACACACACCCCUACUGCUCCUUCAUAACAAAGGGAAAAAUAAGACAAAUGUAAACUGGCAACAAUUUGGUAGAAAUGUACAUGCAGGAUUAAGGUUUUUGAUUUUUUUAAAGAUUUUUUUCUUCGUUUUAGAUUUUUGAUUCUCAUACAGUUUGAAAGCCGGUAUGAUUCAUCCAUAACUGAACUUUCGAUUUAAUAAAUUCUGUCUUGAGUUUGUGUGCCUCCUUCUCUUUACCAUCUUACUUCCUUUUACAUCUACUCUGUUACCUCUUCCUUUUUUCUCCAUUUUUUUUUUUGUAAAUGUUUUGCUUUUAUAUUGGAUUAGUAAAAUACUUAAACCAUGUUGAACACUGAAUAGAGUUUGGUGUAAGACUGUAAUAUUGGAUGUGACACUAAAAUAGGUGAUUGUUGUUUGGAUAUUCCGCAUUGUUCCUAAUUGGCAUGAAGAUAAUGUUUGCGUAUUUCUGAUCUUUUUACUGUAUGUUUAUCAAAUAUGAACUUAUUUUUGUGUAAAACAAAUGUCACACUUGCACAGAAUUUGAUAUUUUUCUUACAGGUUCAAAUAUGAUUUCCUUCAACGUGCCAUUUACAGUCUGCUGUAAUGAGCUGAGAUCUUUUCUUAUUGCUCCUCAGCUCUUUCAUUUCAGGCUGCUGCCUAACAGAUGAUUAUGGUUUGUCUGUGAUCCUGAUUCUAUGCCCCAAUAAACAACUGAAGCCUGCAAAGCAAAAAUAUCUGUUUGAAGUAUCAGUUUUUAAGAAUUCAUGCCUUUAUUUUCUGAAUGUGUUUUUUAUGGAUAUUUGAAUGAAAUUUGAUUUUUUCUUUUUCCUUUGUGGCAAACAUAUUUCAGUGCAUUUGGUUUGGUGUGUAAAUACUGUUUUA